AUGCUACUGGAAUCUUCUACUAAUAUUGAUGAAAAGGAUACAUGUAAAAAGGCUUUAUUGAAUCUUAUAGAUGAUACCAGCAAGGUGUCUACAUACUUAGAUGAAGUUAUUGGGUUUGUUAAAACUAAUCUAACACAAUAUGAAAAAGGGCUUGAUAUUUUACAAACCAAAAAUCUAAUAUUUUUGGAUUAUAUAUCCAACCUGACUUAUAUCUUACACAAAAAAAUUUCAGGAAAAACAAUCAAAGAUGAUAAAUCAGUAAAACAAUUAAUAGAAUCAAGAGUGUUUUUAGAAAAAAUAACGAUGAUGGAACGAAAACUGAAAGAGACGAUACAGAAACAGUUAAAAAUGACUCAAUCCUUCGAGAAUCUAAACGUGACCGAAAAUAUGCCGAGUAUUCUAACAUUAAGGCCUAACAUCGCUAAUAUGAUCGACGAUGAUGCCGAUGAAGCAUCAGAAAUUGACUCGUCUAACGAAACUGCCCAUAAUGGUGUAUCUAUCUCUCAACCUGAUUCCUUUCCCAUAUCCAAAUCACGUGAACAAGGAAGUGACCAAAAAUAUAGGCCGCCUAAAAUUAUGUCUGUCCCUUACCAAGAUGGCAUAGUUGGCAGUAAAUUUCGCCAAACUAUUUCGGACGAUGAUUCAUAUGACCGUUCUGAUGAUAGUGAUGCUGGAGACUAUCCUAAAAAGACAAGAAAACUAAAAAAUGGCGAUGAAUCGAAUUUUGAAAGAAACCAAAUGGCAACUUCUAUCGAUUUCAACAAUGAAAUGUUACCAUCUAAAUUGAGCAAAAGACAAAAGAUUGUGGCCAAAUCUAAGAAAAGGGCACUGAGAAGUGGGUUGCUAGACGAACUGAGACAGCAAUAUGGGGACCGACCAGAGGAAUAUAAGGAACGUCCCGAUUUUGCUAGGAAGAUGAUUCAGAAAGAAAUGGAUGACAGAAAUAGAUAUGAAGAAGAUUACAUGGUUCGGCUAAAUUUGACCAAGAAAGAUAAACAUAAAAUGAAACUAUUGAGAAAUACAUCAGGGGCUCUUAAUGAUAUAACCGACUUCAAGGAUUAUAGGGAUCUAAUGGUCGAAGCGGCCGAAGAAGAGAAUACAAAAGCAAAAUCAAAACGGAGAAAUGUGAAAUUCGUCAAAAAGACAAAAAAAUGGACUAAAAGCAAAGGCAGAAAGAAAAAAUUCUGAGGAGGAAAGCACUCGUUAAACUCUAACUUCCUUUUAUCUCGAUAUGGAUGCUUACAGCACAUUUGAAUAUUUUUAUAACUCAAAUUUACGAUUAUUAAAGAAAUUUUUGUAUAACAUGUCUUGAAAAUAAAGAAUUCAUAUAUUCGCGAAUACAGUUAAACCUCCGAGGCUGAUCACCUAAUUAUUUUGACCUCUAGAGACCCUCCCUUCUCCCUCUAAAGGUAUAUAAUAUGACCAGAAAUGGGUUUCAUUAUAUAAAAUAUUAGAUCUCAUAAUUUAUACUUGAAUCUCGACAAAUACAAAUGAUUGAAUUAGAUUUCUGUGAUAUCUA
This is a messenger RNA of Gordionus sp. m RMFG-2023, 1519 nucleotides long. Its product is annotated as neuroguidin-B-like. Lineage: Eukaryota; Metazoa; Nematomorpha; Gordioida; Chordodea; Parachordodidae. The transcript has 9 exons. The coding region runs from base 1 to 1188 and encodes 395 amino acids. The record is from RefSeq and is a predicted model, not a curated record. Gene Ontology annotation, cellular component: nucleolus; small-subunit processome. Gene Ontology annotation, biological process: maturation of SSU-rRNA from tricistronic rRNA transcript (SSU-rRNA, 5.8S rRNA, LSU-rRNA).